This is a messenger RNA of Paramormyrops kingsleyae, 3022 nucleotides long. The record is from RefSeq and is a predicted model, not a curated record. NCBI's taxonomy places the organism in Eukaryota, Metazoa, Chordata, Actinopteri, Osteoglossiformes, Mormyridae.
CCAGGGUUUCUGUGUACGAGCGGCCGGCGCGGAGACGCGCACUUCAAUUCCAGCAGAUUGCCAGACAUGGCGGCGGAUCCGAACCCGGAGUGGCUGUCUUGCCUCCCGUCUUCGUGGAGUUACGGGGUUAAACGGGACGGACGCGUCUUCUUCAUCAAUGAAGAAGCGAAGAGUACUACCUGGUUGCAUCCAGUGAGUGGCGAGGCCGUGAUCACCGGACACAGGAAAACGGCAGAUCUACCGACGGGAUGGGAGGAGGGCUUCACGUUUGAAGGAGCCCGCUGCUUCAUCAAUCACAAUGAGCGGAAAGUGACCUGCAAACAUCCAGUGACCGGCUCGCCCUCGCAAGACAACUGCAUCUUUGUCGUCAACGAACACCUGACUUGCAGGACAGUCAUUCGGCCGGUAAUAAGCAGGCAACUCCAGAAGGCUCCGUCGGAGGAGAGGAAGGAACCCGCACAGAGGACCAUGAGCGAAGCAUCCAAUUACACUGGGGGGUCGGACCACACUGCCAGCUCCACUGUGACGUCCAGCGGCUCUGCGGCCAGGCCUUCAAGAUCCUCAAAAAAAGUCCACAACUUUGGAAAGAGGUCAAACUCCAUUAAGAGGAACCCCAACGCCCCAGUUCUCAAACGUGGCUGGCUGUACAAACAGGACAGCACUGGGAUGAAGCUUUGGAAGAAGCGCUGGUUCGUGCUGUCCGACUUGUGCCUGUUUUAUUACCGAGAUGAUAAGGAGGAGGGCAUCUUGGGCAGCAUCCUCCUCCCCAGCUUCCUCAUCUCUCUGCUGUCGGUGGACGACCACAUAAACAGGAAAUACGCCUUCAAGGCGACGCAUCCGAACAUGCGCACGUACUACUUCUGCACGGACGCAGCCAAAGACACAGAGUCCUGGAUGAAGGUGAUGACGGACGCGGCGCUGGUGCAGACCGAGCCUGUCAGAAGGUUGGAGAAGAUGCAGGUGGACCAGAGGACCACGCAGAACAACAUGUUGAACCACCGCAUCCUGACAUCUCCUGAGGCGCAGAACAACGAGCGGAACCGCGAGGCGGCGCGGCGUGAGGAGCCGGGCAGGCGGGACGGCGGGAGGUACAGCCUCCCCAAGGGCGCCGUGGAGACGCCUCUCGUCAAGAUCAACAGCGUCAAGCUGCAGGCCGCGCAGCCCACUGCGGUCCAGGAGGUCACUGCAGCCCCCUCCACUCCCAAAACACCCCCGGCCGUCCCUGGCCCCCCGCUGACAAACGGGCCCAGGGAGCGGGCCCUGGAGGGGCCCAUGGAGGAGACAGACAGCGGCCUGGCCCCGCCCCCCGCCGGCCCCGGUCCUGCCCCGCCCCCCGCCGGCCCCGGUCCUGCCCCGCCCCCCGGCCCCGAGCAACCCUUACAGAGGAGCGGUUCUAAGCAGCAGCUGGAGCAGUGGGUGCGGACCCAGAGGAGGCAGGACGAGGAGACUCGCAGCAUCCUGUCGUACCAGACGCUCCCGCGGAACAUGCCCAGCCACCGGACGCCAGUGGUGGCCCGCUACCCCGAGGGCUACCGUACGCUGCCCCGCAACGUGGCGCGGCCGGACAGCGUCUGCAGCGUGUCGCCGUCGCUGUACGAGCGCCCCCCGGUGGCGGAGAAGCGGCGCUCGCUGCGUGACGACACCAUGUGGCAGCUGUACGAGUGGCAGCAGCGGCAAGCGUACAGCCGGCAGGGCCCGUACGGCACGCUGCCCUCCCCUCACACCAUGGUGAACCUGUCGGAACACGCCGGCAUCUCCAUCCCACCGUCGCCAUCGCACGGCUCGCUGGCGCCCCCUCGGUCCUACUCGCCGCUGCGCUCCUACACUGUGGGCUCCCGCUCCGAGGUCACCUCCCCAGUCUUCCGGGGGGAGAUGUCUUUGGACCGCCGUCGCAGGCCACACUACAACAAGUGCGGUUACCCUCCUGACCGGAGGUCUGUGCCCGUCGGGAUGCCCAUGCAGACCAUAAGUCCACAGUCCCUGCAAGGCAAGUCGCCCGAGGAGCUGACCCUUCUACUCAUCAAACUGCGCCGGCAGCAGGCGGAGCUGAACAGCCUGCGGGAACACACACUGGCACAGCUGGUGCAGCUCGACCUCGACGGCGCCACCCCAAAGAACGAGAUUCUAUCCCAUCACCUGCAAAGGAGCCUUGCGUAUCUGGACAGCCAGAUGAAAGAAAAUGAGCCUUUAAUCACCAUGAUUCACACUAUGAUCGAGAACUCGGCGCCAAGACCACAACUGUACCAGCAAACGCCCACUGAAGGCUACAGAGAAAACCGCUACAGCUACAGGUCGGAGGACGACAUUGAUGUAAAGCUGAGUCGACUGUGUGAGCAGGACAAGGUGGUGCGGAUGCAUGCGGAGAAGCUGCAGCAGCUGUGCCGAGAGAAGCACACGCUGGAGACGGCGCUGCUGUCCGCCAGUCAGGAGAUGGAGAUGAACGGGGAGGAUGUGGCGGCCAUGAUGGGCGUGGCUCAGCAGCGGGAGGUGCUGCAGAGCGGGCUGCUCAGCACGUGCAGGGAGCUGAGCCGCGUCGGCACGGAGCUGGAUCGUUCCUGGAGGUACUACGACAGGCUGGAGUCAGAGGUCGCCCUAGCCAAGAGCAGCCUGCUGGAGCAGCUGGAAGCCGUGCAAACCCCUCAGACUGAGCCUCCCAGCCAGCAGUACGUGCAGAUCCAGAAGGAGCUCUGGAGGGUACAAGAUGUAAUGGAAGCUCUGAGCAAGAACAAACCUCAAAGAAGCACCGACAGCACAGAUGCCCCAAACCCCAGGCCACUGUCCAGCGAGCUCAAGGGCGACGUAAGUGAAGUGUGACAGCUUGCAUAGCCCACAGAGGAGUUUCACUUUGACAAACACGCCAUUAAACUUCCUCAACUAGGACAAAAGAUAUGGACACAUCUUCCUCUAGACCGGGUUGGGAAACACUGCUCUGGAACAUUCCGCUCCCCACUGCCUCCCCUCUCACACUGCCCCCCCGGACCUCGUUAAGGCUUCUGCAGUUACGGGCCGAUCGUCAGCCGAC